This is a messenger RNA of Haemorhous mexicanus (house finch), 1152 nucleotides long. RefSeq names its product putative lysosomal acid lipase/cholesteryl ester hydrolase. Lineage: Eukaryota; Metazoa; Chordata; Aves; Passeriformes; Fringillidae. The record is from RefSeq and is a predicted model, not a curated record. Gene Ontology annotation, molecular function: hydrolase activity, acting on ester bonds.
AUGUGGCUGCUGCUGGUGGCCCUGUGCCUGGCCCUGGGGCUGGAAAAUGUCAUCCCAGAUGUGUCCCACAACCCUGAGAGGUUCAUGAACAUUAGCCAGAAGAUCCUUUUCCACGGCUAUCCCAGCCAGGAGUACGAGGUGAUGACAGAGGAUGGCAACUUCCUGAGCCUCAACAGGAUUCCCCAUGGCAGGGGGGGAGCUGGGCUCUCAGGGCCCGGGACCCAGGUGCUGAUAGUGCACGGGUUGUGCCUGGAUGGUGGUGACUGGGUGGACAAUUUCCCUGAGAGCAGCCUGGCCUUCAUCCUGGCGGACACGGGACACAACAUCUGGAUCGGGAACAGCCGCGGCAGCAGCUGGUCCCGCCGGCACCGCAGCCUCUCCACUGCCUCCGAGGAGUUCUGGGACUUCAGUCUGAGACAGCUGGGAUGUGGUUGGCCAUUAAUUAAAAAACAACCACAGGAGCAGCUGUUCUACGUGGGCCACGCUCAGGGCAGCUUCCUGGGUUUCAUAGCGUUUUCCAGCUUGCCACAUCUGGCCAAGAAAAUCAAACUCUUCUUUGCCCUGGCUCCUGUGUACACCUUCCACCACGUCCAGAGCCCUGUGUUAAAGCUGGCCUUCCUGCCAGACCUGCUGCUCAAGGAGAUGUUUGGAACCAGAGAGCUGGUUCUGGUGCCGAGGAAGGAGAAGCUGCUGCUGGUUGAGAAGUGCAGCAGGCCACUGGAAGCUGAAGCGUGUGCCAACAUCAUCUUCCUGGUCGGGGGGUUCGACAGGAACAACUUGAACACGAGCCGACUGGAUGUGUACAUAUCUCAUUUUCCAGACUACACAUCAGUAAAAAACCUUCUGCACUGGGGACAGACUGCAAAAACCACUGAGUUCAAGCAGUUCGACUGCGGGCUGAGAAACAUGGAGAAGUACAACCAGCCCCCCUUUCACCAGCUCGAGGCCAUGAGGGUGCCGGUGGCCCUGUGGAGCGGGGGGCACGACUGGGUCACCCCCCGUGAGGAGACCCAGCGCUUGCUGGCCCACCUCAGCAACGUCGUGCACCAUGAGCACUUCCCCAACUGGAAGCACUUCGACCACCACUGGGGCCUGAACGCCCCCCAGCGCAUGUACCAGCGGAUGGUGGCCAUGAUGGAGGAGAAUCCAUGA